UACCCUAAACGCAACAGGUUUUUUGAAUUUUCCCUUGAGCUUCUCUCUCAAGCAUCCUCCUUGAAAUCCUUGUUUCUGAGUGUUUGCGUUGUACAACCAAGUGUCACACUCCGUCUCAACUCCCUCGAGACCCUUUUUCUGACGCGCGUUCUAUUAGAAAGUGGACAACUUGAGGGUAUUUUGUCCUCGUGUUUGAACCUUAAUCAGUUAAUCAUAAAGUAUUGCAAACUUCCGCAUAAGCUGUGCAUAUCUGGUACAGUAAAAUUUGUUUCUUUUGUUUAUUCUGACGGAUUGAAAGAGAUUGAUCUUAAGGCUACAAAUCUUCGUGGGUUUGAGUGUUUUUUCAAUUACAAAGUAAGAUUUUACUUUUCUUCUGUUCCCGUGUUGGAAUAUGUAAAAAUUAGUCUUCGCGGAGAUGCUUCAAUGCCAUACAUAUUUGGUGAAUUUGCAACGGAUUUACCUGCUCAGGUUAAAUCUUUAAUAGUCACAACUUGUUAUGCUCAGGCAACACACUUCCCAACCGAGAUGCAGAUAUUCGGAAACCUUAGGAUGUUAGCCUUGCUAUUUGAAAGCACAUACGACUUUGACAUAGUCAAAGUUUGCCCCGUCUUAGAAGCCUGUCCUGUUCUUCAAUAUCUGGAUAUAUUGCAACACAAGACAUUUGGACAAAAGGCAAGAGGAAGUCACAUAAGGUCUCCUUUAUCUCCUACAGAUCACACUGAGCUAAAAGAAGUUAGAUUCGGUGGAUUUCAUGGAACAAGAGAAGAGAUUGAACUUGCUAUUUAUAUUCUGAGAAGUGCAACAGUACUCGACCAGAUGUUUCUCAGCCAAUACUCAAUCGGCCCAUAUUUUAAGGCUUAUUAUGGUCAUGAUAUAUGGGAGAAAAGAGAAGAUGAACGCAUUUUAAUCCAACGAAAACUUGUUGGGCAAGCUAUCUCUCGUAGUACUGUGGUGAUCAUCCAGUAGGUUCCUGUACAAACACUAUAUCAGCUCUCUAUUGUCAUUAGUAGUUGUAGAGGUAAUGGAAGAAUUGCCUUUUUGGUUGCAAUUGCUAGUUUUUUCGAGACUUCAUGUGUUAUUAUUUUAGCUUAAAGUUAAAGGGACCAGUUGUGGUACGUUA
Molecule: messenger RNA, 1120 nt
Organism: Capsicum annuum
Lineage: Eukaryota; Viridiplantae; Streptophyta; Magnoliopsida; Solanales; Solanaceae
Exons: 3
Coding region: 424-966 (180 amino acids)
Source: RefSeq, a predicted model, not a curated record